Messenger RNA from Morchella sextelata, 855 nucleotides. RefSeq lists its product as uncharacterized. The record is from RefSeq and is a predicted model, not a curated record. The transcript has a single exon. Lineage: Eukaryota; Fungi; Ascomycota; Pezizomycetes; Pezizales; Morchellaceae. The coding region runs from base 1 to 855 and encodes 284 amino acids.
AUGGUCCAGAGCGUCGAGAGUUUCUGGCUGCAAAGCAUGUCAGAAGCCCAAAAAAUCAUUGAUACUGCCUUCCCCAGCAAUUCCCAGCCCAUAACCUCAAUCACCGAGCUCCUCGACGGCGCCUACAAUACCUCCUACCUAAUAGAGCUCCAAGGCGGGUCAAAAUACGUUCUCAAGAUCGCACCCCCGCCAGACGUUCGUGUACUGCGCUAUGAGAACUACAUUCUCGAAGCAGAAGCUUCGGCCCUACAGCUGAUACGUGAAAAAAGCUCUGUGCCGGUUCCCGAGCUAGUCAUAUACGAUGACACCUGUGAGAUCCUCGACUCCCCUUACAUCCUCAUGACCUACCUUCCUGGCGUAACACUCGAUAAGCUCCGCCCCACCCUGUCAAAAUCCGAGUCUGAUGCAAUUGACUAUUCCGUUGGCCAGCACAUGCACCAGCUCGGGCAUGCGCCCGCCGCCGACCGAAAGUGCUUUGGUGGGGGCGUGGAUAAAGCAAAGCUCUACACCUCAUGGCGGGAGUGUUUUCUCGCAUUGACAGAAGCCAUACUACGGGACGGGGAGGACAUGCUGGUACUGCUGCCCUACGAGCAGCUGCGGCAGCAGUUUAGGAAAUGGGCAUAUACGCUCGAUGAAGUGGUGCAGCCACAGCUGGCGGUUCUGGACUUUGGGGACGGGAGUGUGCUGGUGGAUCCGCAGACUAAGAAGGUGACGGGUAUUAUCGAUUUUGAGAGGGCAGGCUGGUUUGACCCGUUAUUGUCUGCGGCGUUUAGAGGGCCCUCGGCGGCGUUUGUGGAGGGAUAUGGGAAGGGUGUGUUGGAUACAAGAAAUAAGAGGUGCCGGUUAUUAAUGUAA